CAUGAUCACCACAACCACCGCCACCAUUAUCACUAUCACCACAACCACCGCCACCAUUAUCACUAUCACCACAACCACCGCCACCAUUAUCACUAUCACCACAACCACCGCCACCAUUACCACUAUCACCACAACCACCGCCACCAUUAUCACUAUCACCACAACCACCGCCACCAUUACCACUAUCACCACAACAACCGCCACCAUUACCACUAUCACCACAACAACCGCCACCAUUAUCACUAUCACCAUAACUACCGCCACCAUUAUCACUAUCACCACUAUCACCACUAUCACCACAACCACCGCCACCAUUAUCACUAUCACCACAACAACCGCCACCAUUACCACUAUCACCACAACAACCGCCACCAUUAUCACUAUCGCCACAACCACCGCCACCAUUAUCACUAUCACCACAACAACCGCCACCAUUACCACUAUCACCACAACCACCGCCACCAUUAUCACUAUCGCCACAACCACCGCCACCAUUAUCACUAUCGCCACAACCACCGCCACCAUUAUCACUAUCACCUCAACCACCGCCACCAUUACCACUAUCACCACAACAACCGCCACCAUUACCACUAUCACCACAACAACCGCCACCAUUAUCACUAUCAGCACAACCACCGCCACCAUUACCACUAUCACCACAACAACCGCCACCAUUAUCACUAUCACCACAACCACCGCCACCAUUAUCACUAUCACCACAACCACCGCCACCAUUACCACUAUCACCACAACAACCGCCACCAUUACCACUAUCACCACAACCACCGCCACCAUUAUCACUAUCACCACAACCACCGCCACCAUUAUCACUAUCACCACAACCACCGCCACCAUUAUCACUAUCACCUCAACCACCGCCACCAUUACCACUAUCACCACAACCACCGCCACCACAACUAUUAUCACACAAUCACUACUAGCACUAUUAUCACAACCACUGCCACUAACACCACCACUACUACCAUUAAUACCAAAGCCACCACCACCAUUAUCACCAAAACCGCCGCCACCACUACCAUUAUCACCACAACUACCACCACCGCUACCAUUAUCACCACAACUACCGCCAACACUACCACUAACACCACAACCACCACUCACCGACUAGCGCUACACGAUGAUACAUGGCUUAGGCCUGACUGUGACGCUGGAAAAAGCACGUCGCUCGUUGGAGUUUACGCAGGGAAACGCACGUUUUUCACUGCUUGA
Gigantopelta aegis is the source of this 1230-nucleotide messenger RNA. Its product is annotated as histidine-rich glycoprotein-like. The transcript has 2 exons. Lineage: Eukaryota; Metazoa; Mollusca; Gastropoda; Neomphalida; Peltospiridae. The record is from RefSeq and is a predicted model, not a curated record. The annotation marks the transcript as partial.